ACCUUUUCUAUGGCUCCAAAGAUCCAUCUACUUGCUCUGUGUGGUACGGAUAUCAAGCUGUCGAGACCUGACGCCGACGGCUGGUUCAUAUCAGACUUUUACCUCUUCCAUCACCUUUUUGCCAACACAAAAGACUUUGAGGACAAAUGGUUGACAUCAUGUGCUCCCCAUGAUCUCCUACAACGACACGAAGUAUUUCUCCAUGGAAAUCCGUGGCAGGAUAGACGGGUUGUGCUUAGCAAAGACCAUCCACUCCCAACAAACAUCACAGUGGUCGAACACUCAUCGCUCAAGAAAGCCUUUCUGAGCGAAGUUGAGAAGACGUUUGCCAUUGUCCACCAGAAUAAGGCAAAAGUGAUGCUUGUGUUCGUUGGUCACGGUGUUGACAGUGGAGCAUUUGUCAUUGGCGACGAAGAAAACGUGAAAGCCAAGAUCGAACCUGAGGAGGUGGAGAAGAUCCUUGCGAAGUUCCCUGGCUUGACUGUCAAUGUCCUGCUCACGUCAUGCUACUCAGGGGCAUGGUGCUCGCCGGCAAUGACCGUGCUUGCAGCUGCUGGCGCACAAACAAAGUCAAUCUCGUGGGGCGAGAAAGUAGGCAGUAUCUCUGAGAGAAGGUGCGGUGGCAUCUACGCCUCUGCUGUCACUGAGCAGCUCCUCAAGGAAGAGGAUGUUGUCGAAAAGGCGAAGGACAAGUCUUUCUUGGAUCUUGUAAGAGGAAUCAAAAUCAAACUUGCCUGGCUCGAUCGAUUCCACGAUGAACACGGAAUCACCUUUUCUGCUCAAGAGAACCAGAUCCUGGAGCCAUGGAGAAAACUGAUCAAUCUACCCUUGAGUGAGUUCACGUCUCGCUUUCAUGCCCUGCCGAUACAUCCUGCGCCGGAUCCACCCAAGUACGAAUUAUCCGACCGUAGCUAUCAUUCGGAGGAUUACUUGGAGGAGCUUGAUGCUUUCGUCAGCCAUGUAAACUUAAGCAGAGACCAUGUUGUCUCUCUCCGUGGCGGUGCAUCAGGACAUGCUGGCCAAUUGAGCCCCUCGUCCAUUACAGAUGAUGACUUCUUUUCACACAUGGCAAGUCCGUACAGGAUCUUGACUGCGUCAGCAAGGAUCCGUGCAGGCCCUUCGAUGUCUGCUGUACGCAGGCAAGUCCGAAGUGCGGCGAAAGAAUAUCUUACCUCGGGACCUGGACCUGACAAUCUGAGUCCCAACACCAGUCUGCACACUGCAGUUCGAAAGGUCCUCAGCGAGAAAACUAUGGAGGACGACGAGUUGGAAGCGGUGUUCGACAAGCUUCUCUAUCGACUAGAGCUCAAUCAAAAAGCAGAGAAUCUUCUCAAGGCUCUAAAAAUCGACCCAGUCUGCAGUUUUGACGAUUUCGAUGACAAUAACAUUGGUCAAGGGCUUGAGUCGUUUAAGUCUGAGCAGAAGCAAGAAAGACAAGAGUAAAGG
This is a messenger RNA of Aureobasidium pullulans EXF-150, 1446 nucleotides long. RefSeq lists its product as uncharacterized. The coding region runs from base 10 to 1443 and encodes 477 amino acids. The transcript has a single exon. NCBI's taxonomy places the organism in Eukaryota, Fungi, Ascomycota, Dothideomycetes, Dothideales, Saccotheciaceae. The record is from RefSeq and is a predicted model, not a curated record.